ACUAUAAUUAGUGGUCGUAGUAUUAUUGUUGAUAUAAAUAUAGAACGAAUUCUGCAACCCAAACACCACAGGAAUCCAUUUACCUUUCUUUUUUUUAUUUUUCUUUCAUUCAACUUUGGCUCUGCUCCUGGCAUUAUCUUUACUAUCGCCUCCAAACCUCAAUUUCAGUAUCAUGACUGCCAAGAUAAUGUACCUGGGAAUUACAACAAAAAGUUUUGUAGGUUGUAGUGCAACAGAACAGAAAUAAUGCCAACAUUGACUGUACCAGUACAGGUGUCAACAGCAGGGGGCAUUGCAGUCAGUGUUGAUUACAGGCCACCUACAAAUAAAAGAGGUUUUCACCUGGGAACCUUUGGUGAAAAGGGACUUCAUGGAUGCUUGCACUCCUGUUGAAAGCAGAUAAAGGGUAAUUCCAGCUUCACUUAACCCACACGUUUUCCAGGUGCUGUACCCCCACCCUGCACAUCUCACAGUAACAGCAUGGAUGUGAAAGGGCUAAAGGAAUACCUGGCCUGGCUCUACUAUCAGUACCUGCUUGUCACCUGCAGCUAUGUUUUAGAACCAUGGGAACAAUCCAUCUUCAAUACUCUACUAUUCACAAUGGUUACCAUGGUGUUUUACACAGCCUAUGUUUUUAUUCCCAUCCACACAAGCCUGGCACUUGAGUUCUUCUCAGGCGUAUUUGGAGGCCAGCAUGAAAGUACAGUUGCCUUCAUGAGUUGACAUUGGAACACUUUAAAAGGCAUACAAAAUAGACAUGUAUGCUGCUGAUGAAAUAUUACCAAUGUUGAGAAAUGGUAUUUGCUUGCAGAGAAUGACUCACCUGCCAGAUUUCCUUGUUGAAAUUGUGCAACUGUACAAUAGUAUCGGGGCAUGUUAAUUUCUAUUCUGUACCUCGGGCAUGACUGUGCUUUCCGUCUCAGUUUGUGAAAUAUUUAGGAUCUGAAUCAGUCUGUGAUGCAGACAUACCCUCUUAACUUUCUUUGGUCACUGUACUGUUGGUGUUUCUCUUCAGUCUGUAAAGAAAUGCAUACAGCGUUUGGUGAAAUGAAAUUCAACCCAUAGAAUAGUUUGACUACCUGCAGAGUCAAGUUUGAAGUACUUACGCCUUAUAUACUUGUACUCCUGGGUUUGCGGUCAUGAAGAAUGUUGAAAAACCACUCAUAGGUAUGCAAAUUACUCUUUUUUAUAUAAAAUCCACCCACUCUUUAGAGCAGAGAAACAGACAAACUCAAUGCCUCAAUAUUCAUGGUAAAUAAAUACAUAUUUACACUUCUGUCUGUGCUAGACCAUAGUGAUUUGUUUGGUCAGUAAACAAUCAGCCUUACUCAGCUACACUCAAUAUUUAAUCUGCCCAGCAGGGAUUAUGAAGCAACCGAAAUGAAAUGCUUUGCCUACAAUUGGAUGCCUAAUCCCUCUGAAAGCAAACUGUGAAGAAUAAAAGAAAUGAAAAUAAAAAGAUGCCUUACACCGUAGUGCUGGAAUGUCCAUUAUUGAACUUUGAAAAAUCUUUAAAUACAAUAAAAGUUGAUUGUGAGUGUGUAUUGGGCUUUAAUGCAGGUGCCUCUUGUCAUGCUUUGUAUAUCACUAUGGGCAUAUAUUCUUAACCAGGUAAUUACUGUCACUUGCCAGUCAGCAGAAACAGAAUUUGAAAUGUUCAGUUUCCCAUGUAGUGUGGUGAAAUGGCAGGCAGUCAAGGCUGGUGAGCGGCAGGAAUAGCAAACACACAGAAGCACAGUAACUAGUUCAGCACCUUGGCACACUUGUUUUCACAAAAAUAGGCCACUGGCCCUUUAAGAAAACAAACAAAAACCUAGCUCCACCAAGGAGUCCCAACUUAACUUUUCAGUUGGUCUGACUAAACACCAGACAGCUAAGCCAUUUACCAGUAACACAAAACAGUUGUAACACAAUACCUUUACGUCCAGGUCUAGGCUUUUUAUAUUUUAAGUGUAAAAUUGAAAGUAAAACCUGCCCGGUCUGAUUAACAGAAUUAUUGAAUAUGUUUAAGGGUAUGUAUAUAGCAUCCGUCCUGGUGUAACUUGACUGUUGAAUGAAUGUGCCACCUACAGUUUGUUUUUAGCACAAGUCAACUUCACAGGAUCUUUUAAAUGUGAAAAACAACUGUACUCUACAUUUUGCCUUAGAUGAGUUCUCUGGGUACUGUAAAUGUUUUAAGAAUCUGUCAUUGGACCCUUUUUUCAGAACAUGUCUAAAAGUGAUAAAAAGUAAGAUGCAAUUUCCCUAACACCUGUGAUGAUUUUAAAAUUCACUAUUUGGAAAAGGCUGUCAUAAAAGAUAAGGGGCUGUAUUUACAAAGUGUUUCCUCCAUUCUUUAAUUAACUCUUGUUUUUUGAAAGAGCUGAUAAAACAACAAAGUGAUAUAUUUCAAGUUCUCUUAAGCACUCUCAAGUUGAUUUGUUUUUCAUUAUGUAACAUUAACAUGAUUUAUUCUCCUUUCAAAAAAUAGGAGUUAAUUAAAGAAUGGAGGAAACGCUUUGAAAAUAUGGCCCAAGCAGUCUUAUCAGUAACGACUUUGGUCAGAGGUGGCAAGUCAAGGGAGGAUCUCCAAUCUGUUGCAUGACCAGCAGGUGAGAGGGAUGCUCUGCAGAUGAUCAUGGUCAUGAUUUUUAUGUUCCUCAACAAUGCAGAACAGCGGUACCCUUUAAAAUUUGUGAGUUCAUUGGGGGUUCGGAAGGUUAUUUUUGGUUGACAUUGUGUUGCUUUCUGAUUAUGCAUGUAAUCGCUGUGAAACUUCAUCUGUAUGCUUAUUCUUUAUGCUGUCAAAUGUUUUAAUGUACAGUUAUAUUAUUGCUCUUCCUUGCCGUAGUGCAUGUGUUAAAUAAUAAAUAUAUGGCGAU
This is a messenger RNA of Acipenser ruthenus (sterlet), 2861 nucleotides long. RefSeq names its product serine palmitoyltransferase small subunit B-like. The record is from RefSeq and is a predicted model, not a curated record. Gene Ontology annotation, biological process: endoplasmic reticulum organization; ceramide biosynthetic process. Lineage: Eukaryota; Metazoa; Chordata; Actinopteri; Acipenseriformes; Acipenseridae. Gene Ontology annotation, molecular function: serine C-palmitoyltransferase activity. The coding region runs from base 481 to 723 and encodes 80 amino acids. The transcript has 3 exons. Gene Ontology annotation, cellular component: serine palmitoyltransferase complex.